Molecule: messenger RNA, 1813 nt
Organism: Coregonus clupeaformis (lake whitefish)
Lineage: Eukaryota; Metazoa; Chordata; Actinopteri; Salmoniformes; Salmonidae
Product: kelch domain-containing protein 1
Exons: 14
Coding region: 321-1520 (399 amino acids)
Molecular function (GO): protein binding
Source: RefSeq, a predicted model, not a curated record
AGGUUGAAGGAUCGGCCAGAAGUGUCCAAUAAGACAACCUGCCCUGAAGCUUAUCAGGGCAAGAAAAACUUGUUUUCUCCAAGAAGCUGUUGGAAAACAUCCUCUUGAGACGACGGGCUAGAGACCCUUGCACCCUCACUUCCUAUAGCCUUGCUUCUUCGCUGUCAAUGGCUGUGUUGACAAAAAUGUGUUACUUGGAUCUCUGAGCAACACCGCUACAUUUGUACAGAUUUCUUCAACCAGAGACACUGAAAGUACUGCCACAUGUGGCCUUUUAUGGAGCGACCUUUCGUUCUUUUUUCUCUCUCUUUUUAGCACCCAUGGAUUCUGCGAUUGCAAAGCACUGUCCAGAGCUUGUAGCCGGUGAGCGAAGCGGUCAUACGGCUGUAGUUGAGGGAAAUUUCCUGUACGUGUGGGGAGGCUACGUGUCAAUUGCUGCUGCUGAAGUUUUCCUACCCAAUGAUGAAGUCUGGUUUUAUGAUUUAGAAAGAGGUGUAUGGGAAAUGGGCAAGAUGUCUGGAGAGGUCCCACCCCCAAUGUCAGGCACCUGUGGCUGCUCUCUGAAUGGAGACAUGUACAUAUUUGGGGGAUGUAAUGACAACGGACAGACCAAUCAGCUUUACUGUGUCAAUCUCCUGGAUGGGAAAUACAGCUGGAGGAAAGUGAACCAUAAGAGUGGCUCCACUCCCUCACCCAGAGAUAAGCUCUCUUGUUGGGUUUUCAAUGGCAGACUCAUCUACUUUGCUGGAUAUGGUCAUAAGCAACUUGAUGACAUCCGUAACAACAGAAGCUUCCUGAUGGAUGAGGCAUCAACGUUAAGGGUGGAUGACAUCUAUUGGGGAUGGAACAAUGAAGUCCAUAUGUUUGACCCAACAUCGGCCAGUUGGAGUGAACCACAUACCAGUGGUCGUGCCCCUGACCCCAGAGCUGCCCAUGCCAGUGCAACACUUGGCCACAAAGGAUACGUAUGUGGGGGCAGAAUAAGGGAAUCCAGGACAAGUGACAUUCAUUGUCUAGAUCUAGAAUCAUGGACAUGGUCUGAAAUAGUACCAGCAUCCACUGUGCCAAUGGGAAGGUCGUGGCACACCCUCACUGCAGUAUAUGAUAGCGCUUUGUUUCUAUUUGGAGGACUGGGUAUAGACUGCGAACCAAUGAGUGAUGGCUGGGCAUUUGAUGUUGAGACAAAGAAAUGGAGAGCGCUUGAGCAUCCAUACAUGAACAAACCAAGAUCACCCGGUAAUGCUAUCUGCAAGGUUAGCUCCAGGUUGUGGCACACAGCAUGCCAAGGGAAGGACUCUGAUGUCAUUGUUUUUGGGGGUAGUUGCGACUACAUCCUCCUUGUAGACACAGGUCACUGCAAUGAUGCACUUGUUUUCCAGAUCCAGCCCUACCCCCUCUUUCGGAUAUGUGAGGAUUACAUAGCCAAGAAUGUGAAGAACUGCAAGCUGCUUCAAAAACAGCUUCCAUGUAUGCCCCCAAAACUUCUGUCAGCUGUACAGAGGAGAAUGUCAUUUUUUUGAACAUCUAGGAAAAUAUAGCAUUGUCAUAUGUAAAUAUUAAUUAGAGGGAAAUGUUCAAUAGUAGACUACAGUAAAUUGAUAAUGCAGAGUUCAUACUCCAUGUUCUACAUAUUACUGUUGAUAAGGCCUUCAGGGUAUGUGGGGAGAUUCGUCUUUCAAAAGAUUGUAGUUUAUUAUCAUUAUGUAUCCAUAUAUUUUUUAUGUUUUACAGUUGAUUUUAUAUAAAUGACUGAAUGGGUGUGUCUUCUGCCUGCAACAAAGGCAUUUUAAUAAACAAGACUGUUGUAAUGUUU